Suillus subaureus is the source of this 874-nucleotide messenger RNA. RefSeq lists its product as uncharacterized. Lineage: Eukaryota; Fungi; Basidiomycota; Agaricomycetes; Boletales; Suillaceae. The transcript has 4 exons. The coding region runs from base 281 to 544 and encodes 87 amino acids. The record is from RefSeq and is a predicted model, not a curated record.
GGUUGGAACUCUAAUUCGAUGAUGACUCAGUACUCAGAUCUGCAUCUGAUUCUUAUCCGCGUCUGAUGCGGCUGGCCGGCCAUAUCUAACAGGCUGGCUCUCUGGUCCCGUUCACUUUCAUGAUGCAAAAGCGGGGUAGAUGCUUCCGCUACGCGCAACUUGUGGAAUACAUAAUAGUUCAGCAAGUUUUAGCGACAAACAUAAAUGAUAUCACAGAAAGACAUUCGAGUCAGCCACGUAACAAUUGGGCCCAAAGGGAGGACUACACGAGUCGCGCUGAAUGCCCUACAGGUGCAGGCCAGCGAUCCAGAACGUUGACAUCGAUCUCGAGCGCAACUUUCUUGGUUUCGUUCUGUCCUUACAGUUAGAUGGGAGACUAUACUCGCAGUCUACUGCAGGGAGCUGUCACGAACUUCUCGGCGUCAACAUUCUGAAGCACGUGUUGUUCAUAGCCCCUAACCGACUUGCUGUGUAUUAUUGCUUAGCUCUGUCCGCUCACCUCAGACUCUUUCCAAUUUCACUAGCUUUCUUGGAAUCAAUCUAGGUGCAACUUCCUCAUGUCACAAGCAUCAGGCACCAACAGCGUUAAGGAUGAGCGCGCCUACAACGACUUGGCUGAGCAACCUUUCCCGGAGAGUGACGACGUAGGACAUACAGAUGAGGACAAGACAAAUUUGAACCUUCGGCGGAACUGCCAUCGGGAAUCUUGAACACAGGGCUCCCCCAACCAUCAAACCUGACAUAUAGCAAAUCACUUCUAAUGUUGCCACCAGACUGUGAUUUAACUCCGUAAGUUUUAUCGAUGACGAUGGCAAACAAGUUCUGAAAUGUCUGAGUAAAACGAAAAGGUUGUGGCGGAGAGGACCAGCCAACU